Messenger RNA from Nycticebus coucang (slow loris), 1068 nucleotides. RefSeq names its product NADH dehydrogenase [ubiquinone] flavoprotein 2, mitochondrial-like. Gene Ontology annotation, biological process: mitochondrial electron transport, NADH to ubiquinone. Lineage: Eukaryota; Metazoa; Chordata; Mammalia; Primates; Lorisidae. The transcript is spliced from 3 exons. The coding region runs from base 634 to 957 and encodes 107 amino acids. The record is from RefSeq and is a predicted model, not a curated record. Gene Ontology annotation, molecular function: NADH dehydrogenase activity.
ACAUAUUCUUGCCUACCCACCAACUGGCAGGCACUUUCACUCUUGUAUAUCUGUCUCUUAAUAUAAACAUUGCCCCUCCUAAUCAAUUUUUACCCGUUCCAAUAAAAACAGGUGGCAAGCCCCCAAAAAGCUCCAUUCUAAUCUCACUCCUUGUCACCCUGGAAUAGCCACAGGGAAUGGGACAGGACUCAGAGUUGAAGGACCUUCUCUACAUUUCUUCCACAUAUUAUCACGAGACCUACAAGAAAGCCUAAAGGAAAUAUCCCAAAACCUUAUAAAACUACAAGAUCAAAUAGAUUCCUUAGCAGCCAUAAGCUUCCAAAACAGAUGUGUUAGACCUUCUUACUGCAGAAAAAGGAGGCUUGUGUUUGUUUCUAGAUGAAGAGUGCUGCUUCUAUGUCAACCAGUCUGGACUCAUCAGAGAUGCAGCCAAGAAAUUAGCAGAAUGACAACUUCCGAAGACAAAGAGAAAACAGCUGGCAAUCUCAGUUUGACUCACAAGGAUGGCUCCCUUGGGUCCUACCUCUAAUCACCCCUUUAAUUCUUUUAUUACUUUGUGUCUCCCUAGGUCUGCUCCUUAAAUGGACUAUGACCCAGCUAAUUUGGAACACCAUUUGAAGUGAACUCAACAACAUGUCACCCAGGUCCUUCUUCUCUAGGAGGCUCGUUCAAGACAACACUGAAAUCUUUCUAACUCCAGGAAGACAUAUGAGGAAUUUGCAUAAGGCAGCUGUGCAAAAUGGAGCAGGAGGAGCUUUAUUUGUGGUUGCAGAAGUUUUACAAGUACCUCCAAUGAGAGUAUACGAAGUAGCAACUUUUUAUACAAUGUAUAAUCGAAAGCCAGUUGGAAAGUAUCACAUUCAGGUCUGCACUACUACCUCUUGCAGGCUUGGAAACUCUGACAGCAUCCUGGAAGCAAUUCAGAAAAAGCUUGGUAUGGGAUACAUUAUAUUGUGACUUUGAUAAAAAGUAAAAUUGUCUUUAUUGAUUUGACAUAUUUCUAUCUUCUUGGGGUUUCCAACUUCCACCAGCUUCUUGGAUCUGUUAUUUCCCUGGUAGAAGGCUGUC